CGAAAACCGUCUGGGUCGUGAGUAACUCAGCCCUGAAAGUUCCGAAACAGUCCUAAAUGCGCACAGUCGGGAGGGAGAGCCAUGAAGACACCAAAAACACCCGAUAAAUUAAGCUCCUCGCAUUUCUCCAAGUUUUUACCGGAGUAUGUCGAGUAUGCAGAGCGCAUACGUAAAACACUCUAUUAUGGGAAGCUGCCAAGCACAGAUCGACCAUCAUUGCCAUUCACCAGCAUAUCGGUGGAAAAAUUCAGCGAGCUGUGCCGCCAAGAUGGAUUGGAAAAACUAGACCUUCGUUAUGCCUCUUCUGUCUGCUAUGACGCCUGCAUUACACCUUGUUCCCUCAUUUUGGCACUGGUUUACCUGGAACGUUUACGAUGCAACAAUCCUGAAUAUCUGGCCACAGCCUCUCCUUCACAGAUAUUCUUGGUGGCAGUGAUGGUGGCAAGCAAGUACCUGUAUGACGAUGGCGAGGAAGAUGAAGUAUUCAAUGAUGAAUGGGCUACGUCUGCUGCUCUGCCUUUGUCAGACCUCAACAAAGCUGAGAGGGAAUUCCUUGUUGCCAUAGAUUGGAAUCUUUUUGUUGAUGCUGAUGCAUUUCUGAAAGCUUUUGAGCAAGUGGAAGGAGAGGUUGCAUGGCGUGAAGGAGAGAGACGUGGUUACUUCACUUACACAGACCUUUUGUCACUUGGACAGACACUGCCUGGAUCAUGUACUGCUGUUUUGAACUUGAUGAGCCAUGUAUUUGCUGUUUGUAUGGUUGGAUACACUGCUGCAAUUCUAAGUGCUGUUGCGGGUACUCUGCUAGCGCAGGAGUGCAGUCAGCAGAUCAGCACAGCCUUACACCAGUGGACCUCUGAUUUGGUUACAACCAGCGAGACCAGUUCUGCUUGUCCAAACACAACAGAUUUACUUGCGGACCAGGAAUCACUGACACAAUCAGUAAACAUGCUUCCAGGGGAGAUAGAAGACACAGAAGAAGUUGUCAAUGGAAAAGUUAACCUCACUGGCUUGCCGUCCCAUGCCCUUACAACUCUAACUACCUCCAUCCUGCUGGCUAUAUCCUCACCUGGAAGAACACGCCAACAGCACCAUCAACAGUACCUGACAAAACCAGAUGACUGCCAUGGGUUUGACUUGUCCAAAGGGGAAGCCAUUUGGAAGAAACAAAAGAGGAAAACCUUUGACACAUUUGAUGAGCUCGAUGAUUUAGAGUUUGACCCAGCCGACUUACGCUUAACCUUCACCACAGGAUCAUACUGGCCCCCAUCAAGUGUCAGUAAGAGACUCGCUCAUGACAAUGUCAUCUUGUCCCGACUGCCGAACUUGGACCUCAACUCAGAUGCAGGAAGCCAUGACCAGAAGAGUGAUGGGAUUUAUUCCAGCCUUUGGACUUACCCCAAGCCAUCAUACCAGGCCUUGCCAAUCUACAACACCAUUAGCAACUUCUCAGGCAUAGGAGCUCCAAAUCUACAUGGAUCUGUCAGGACUGAUGGCAGGGCAGGAGGCUGGAUAGAGUGGCUCUCAUGGGUGUGCCAAGCAAUGCAGGAGGUGAUAGUAGACCUGGUGCCAGAGACCCAAGAGACAGCCUUGCUUCCUCCGCCCAUGCUUAGCAGGGUUGCAGUAGCCUUCUCGUAAAGGCUGGAACGUGUGCCUUAUUUCAGUAUGACCUGAUUUCAUUAUUCAGGAUCCUUUUUGAUAAAAGGAUUUUUAGAAUCUUUUUGAUAUCAAGCUUCCAUUGUAUUAAGUGCAUACAUUUUUUAUAAUCAAAGUUUGUGUAAAACACACAGGAGGUAUUGAUACUGAGGUAAUCUUGUAUUUUGACAUAGUCAGGGAUGUGAUAUUUUAUUUGAAUACUACAGGCAAACUUUUGCACUGCUAACCACAAAAAGAAAAUAUCUGGAACAAAAAAAAAAUAAUGAAUAUAUCUCAGUUGUUCAAAGUAACUAAGCAACUGAACAUUAUUAUUAUCAAAUUAAAUUAUUUUGUGUAGUGACUUGGCUAGAAGCUCCAGGCAAUGUAAAGAUCAUAAGGUUUUGUGUUCUGUACCUUUUGUCUGAUUGUAUCUAUAUGGUGUUUAACAUCCAAUGACCAGUUUUAGUUCUUGUUUAGUUAUUCAGCUAAUGAUUUCCUUCUCAUGCAACUUCAGCUUUCCCAGGGAUACUGAAGACUAUUAACGUUGAUUUACACUUACUUUAGCAAAGCUACAACAGGAUGCUGCUACAGUACAAUAUCAUUUAAGGGAGAGAGUAAUGAAGCACAUUUUGCUCAACCAAAAAAAAAAAAAUUCUAUUCUUUUGCUCUUAUCUCUCCACUUCUACCCUUUACUCCUUACCUCUAAUCCUAUCUCCAUUUGAUUCUCCCACAUUGUCCUUCACAUCCUUAAUGUACAAAAAAAGUCCUGUAUUGUAUUGUUUAACCUUAAAGUUGCAAGCAAUUUUAACUGAUUUAUCUCCACCCAGAUGUACUAGUAUUCGAUCAAAGAACCGGUAAUAAGUGAAUGAUACACAGUUGACUGAUGCCAUUUUAAUUUAGAUGUGUCUUUUGUUAGGGGAUCUUAUGCAUAUCAAAAAUGUAAAACAUUGGGUAUACGUUAACUUAAGUCAGUUUUUUUUAUUUUUAAAUGAGCCGAGAAAACAAAAGUUACUGAAUAGCAUUAUUCAGAUUUCAUAACCAGUUGAAGCCAACUUUCCUUUGUGUGUGUUUGUACUUGUGUAUUAUUUUUAUUGCUCUUGGCUCAGAGUCUGUGUACAUUUACCGUUACUGUAUGGAUUAUGGUGGAUCAUGAUGUAAUAAUAUUGCAAUCAUGAAGUUAUAGAUCUAAACUAAUAAAGGACAUGGAUAUCA
This is a messenger RNA of Penaeus chinensis, 2844 nucleotides long. Its product is annotated as protein CNPPD1-like. Lineage: Eukaryota; Metazoa; Arthropoda; Malacostraca; Decapoda; Penaeidae. Bases 82 to 1635 code for a protein of 517 amino acids. The record is from RefSeq and is a predicted model, not a curated record. Gene Ontology annotation, biological process: regulation of cyclin-dependent protein serine/threonine kinase activity. The transcript has 7 exons. Gene Ontology annotation, cellular component: cyclin-dependent protein kinase holoenzyme complex; nucleus. Gene Ontology annotation, molecular function: cyclin-dependent protein serine/threonine kinase regulator activity; protein kinase binding.